This is a messenger RNA of Penaeus vannamei (Pacific white shrimp), 1590 nucleotides long. NCBI's taxonomy places the organism in Eukaryota, Metazoa, Arthropoda, Malacostraca, Decapoda, Penaeidae. The record is from RefSeq and is a predicted model, not a curated record.
AUGUGCCGUAGGGCUGUGCUGGGGCGAGGGCGAGGCGGGCGAGACCGAGCGCUGGAGCUUCUGCAGGAGGUUCGGGGUUAUGGAGACCUGUGCGAGUGCGAUCGGCCCGCCCCUCUGCGCUACCCACCGAUAACGGUUGCUGGCUGGCAGCGCGAUCGACGACGUCCCCUCGGCAUCAUCGCCAGCGCCAGGCCGCAGGCUCUGUACAGAUGUCUCCUGACAGCGUUAAGACAACCAGGAGGAUCACUGGAUCGAAUUCUUGUACUUCUGGAUGGACACAACGAGGAAACGGUGGCCUUGCUGGAUCUGCUGCGGGUACGAUACAUAACCCAUGACAUGACAAGGCGCAGUUUUCCUGGUGCAGGUGCGCGGAUCUCGGCGCAUUUCCGCUUUGCGCUCCACACGCUCUUCGAAGAGUUUCCUCGCGCAAACAAAGCCAUUAUUGUGGAGGAAGACCUGCUUCUGGCGCCAGACUUCUUCAGUUACUUCAACCAGACAGCGUGGCUGCUGGACGCAGACCCGACGCUCUUCUGCGUGAGCGCCUGGAACGACCUGGGAGCGCUCCCACACGGCCAGGCACCCCGACCGGUGUAUCGGGUUGAAACUCACGCUGGCUACGGGUGGAUGAUCCCGAGGAUGCUCGAAGAAAUAUACUCGCAAUGGAAGAAAGCGGACAAGGAGCACGACUGGGACGUCUGGCUGCGCAGCACCGAGAUCCGUGCGGGGCGGGAGUGCGUCGUGCCCGACGUCUCCCGGACUUUCCACAACGGGGUGGCGGGCGCGCACGUCAACGGCAUGCUGACGCAGUCGCAGUUCGCGGGCCACGCCGUCACCGCCGACGCCAACGUCCGGCUGAAGGACGUCGAGAAGUUGACAAUGACUGAAUAUGAAGAAUAUCUCUAUAACAUAUUAGAGAACGACAACGUAUACUUCCUUAAUACGACGCGUCAUCCUUGCAGCAGAGGCUAUCUGCCAAGGAAUUUCACGGGUGGACCGGUCGUUAUUUUCAUUACCAUGGAAAGCAAUGAACAGCACGGAACCUGGAGGAAGAUUGCCUCGUGCCUCGGGGUUUGGCAUUUGGACACUCGCUCACAUCACAGGGGCCUCUUCCGUCUCUCAUACUAUGAAACAGAACUUUUUAUUAUAGGUUACCCCUUCAGUGACUACAGUUACCUGAAGCCAUGGUGGAUACGUGUCAUGCAGGAAGCGGACGAGAAAGAAGAUAAACAGAUACUGGGAAGGACUCUGGAUAAUCGAUUGUGGUUCCGGCGCCCCGAGCUGGAGCAGUUUUCGCCUUUCCUUCUGCUGCAGCGGAGCACACCAGAACCUGCUGUUGGAUAAAACCACUGCUCGACCCAAACUGCUCAGAUACAACCUAUUUCCUCACGGUUGUAUCUCUUGUGUUUGGUAUUAUCCUAUUUUCGUUUCUGGAUACAUCAAACUAACACUUUCAGAUAAUUAUUUGCCAUCAUUGCAUUAAAAUGCAAUAUCCAGAAAUACUUCGUGUGUGAAAUAAAAUCACUGAUUUAUUUGGUUACUUACUCUAAACCAUAGUUAAAUUGUGAAGUGAAAAGUUAUUUGACUACUUAG